GCGGUGUUUUGCCCUGACAAGCUGGGUGCAGAGUACCAGCUGGGGCCCCGCGCUGGAUUCCACUUGAGAGAGAGAGCCUGGUCUCCUCCGUCUCUUCACUUCUCACCCAAGCUCCUGCAUGUCUAAUAUUUAAACAUGUUCAGCUUUGUGGACUCAAGGACUGUUCUGCUACUUGUAGCAUCCCAAGUUGUUUUACUAUCUGUGGUCACAUGUCAGGAUGAAGACGAUCAGGAGGCAGGCGGCUGUAUCCAGGACGGCCAGCAGUAUAAUGAUAAGGAUGUGUGGAAGCCAGAGCCAUGUCGUAUCUGUGUGUGCGACAGCGGAGCGGUUCUGUGUGAUGAAAUAAUCUGCGAGGAGAUCAAAGAGUGUGCCAACCCUAUCAUCCCAUCUGGAGAGUGCUGUCCCAUCUGCCCUGUUGAUGGCAGUGCCCCCAUUGAGACAAUCGGUGCUAAGGGCCAGAAAGGUGAACCAGGAGACAUUGCAGAAAUUGUAGGACCAAGAGGACCACCAGGCCCUAUGGGCCCCUCAGGUGAACAGGGACCACGUGGAGAGGCUGGCGCUAAGGGCGAUAAGGGAAAUCCUGGGCCUCGGGGUAGAGAUGGUGAGCCUGGCACCCCUGGAAACCCUGGUCCCCCUGGACCACCUGGGCCACCAGGGCUUGGAGGCAGCUUUGCUGCUCAGAUGGCUGGAGGUUUUGAUGAGAAGGCUGGAGGUGCUCAGAUGGGUGUGAUGCAAGGACCAAUGGGUCCUAUGGGUCCUCGUGGUCCCCCUGGGCCCAGUGGAGCUCCUGGGCCACAGGGGUUCCAAGGUCCACCUGGAGAAACUGGAGAGCCUGGUCCAGCUGGAGCACUGGGACCCCGUGGACCACCUGGACCUUCUGGGAAACCAGGAAGUGAUGGUGAGGCUGGCAAACCUGGUAAAUCUGGUGAGCGUGGACCUGCAGGGCCUCAGGGAGCUCGUGGAUUCCCUGGAACACCUGGACUUCCUGGAAUCAAAGGACACAGAGGUCAUCCUGGUCUAGAUGGAGCUAAGGGAGAGGAUGGUGCUGCUGGAGCCAAGGGUGAGGCUGGUGCCUCCGGUGAGAAUGGUGCCCCAGGACCCAUGGGCCCACGUGGUCUGCCUGGUGAAAGGGGACGCACUGGAGCUGCUGGAGCUGCAGGUGCACGUGGUAAUGAUGGCUUGCCUGGUCCUGCUGGUCCACCUGGACCUGUUGGUCCUGCUGGAGCUCCCGGAUUCCCAGGAUCCCCAGGAGCCAAGGGAGAAGCUGGCCCUACUGGAUCCCGCGGAGCUGAAGGCCCACAGGGACCCCGUGGUGAAGGUGGUACGCCUGGAUCUCCUGGACCAGCUGGCGCAUCGGGUAACCCUGGUACUGAUGGUAUUCCUGGAGCUAAGGGAUCUUCUGGUGCUCCUGGUAUUGCUGGUGCACCUGGAUUUCCAGGCCCACGUGGCCCACCUGGGCCGCAGGGAGCUACAGGACCUUUGGGGCCAAAAGGACAGUCUGGAGACCCUGGUCUUCCUGGAUUUAAAGGCGAAGCUGGACCUAAGGGAGAACUUGGCCUAGUUGGUCCCCAAGGCCCCCCUGGCCCUGCUGGUGAAGAAGGAAAGAGAGGUGCCAGAGGAGAGCCUGGAGCAGCUGGACCAAAUGGACCUCCAGGAGAGAGAGGAGCCCCUGGUAACCGUGGAUUCCCCGGUCAGGAUGGUCUUGCUGGUGCCAAGGGUGCCCCUGGUGAUCGAGGUGUUCCUGGUGCUGUUGGUCCCAAAGGUGCUACUGGAGAUCCUGGACGCACAGGAGAGCCUGGCCUCCCAGGAGCCAGAGGUCUUACUGGUCGUCCCGGAGAUGCUGGUCCUCAAGGGAAAGUUGGACCCGGUGGAGCCCCGGGUGAGGAUGGUCGCCCCGGCCCACCCGGUCCUCUGGGAGCUCGUGGACAACCAGGAGUUAUGGGAUUCCCUGGACCAAAGGGAGCUAAUGGUGAACCUGGAAAGCCAGGAGAGAAGGGUCUUGUUGGCCGUGUUGGUCUGAGGGGUCUGCCUGGGAAAGAUGGUGAGACUGGUCCUGCUGGACCUCCUGGUCCUGCUGGACCUGCUGGAGAGAGAGGCGAGCAAGGACAACCUGGACCCCCUGGAUUCCAAGGUCUGCCUGGACCUACUGGAGCCCCAGGAGAGUCUGGAAAACCUGGAGACCAAGGUCUUCCUGGUGAAGGUGGAGUCCCUGGUGCUGUUGGACCUAGAGGUGAACGUGGUUUCCCUGGUGAAAGGGGUGGUGCUGGACCUCAGGGUCUUCAGGGACCUCGCGGUCUUCCAGGAACACCUGGAACAGAUGGACCCAAGGGUGCCAUUGGACCAGCUGGUGCACCUGGAACUCAGGGGCCCCCCGGCCUACAGGGUAUGCCUGGAGAGAGAGGAACUGGUGGAAUCCCAGGACCUAAAGGAGACAGAGGAGACAAUGGACAGAAGGGACCUGAAGGAGCACCUGGAAAGGAUGGAGCUAGAGGCUUGACUGGUCCGAUUGGUCCUCCUGGCCCUGCUGGACCCAACGGUGCUAAGGGAGAGACUGGACCUAGUGGGCCAAAUGGUGCUCCUGGUGCUCGUGGAUCUCCUGGUGAUCGUGGUGAAGUUGGACCUCCUGGACCUGCUGGCUUUGCUGGACCUCCUGGUGCAGAUGGACAGCCUGGUGCCAAGGGAGAAGUUGGUGAGGGAGGACAGAAAGGAGAGGCUGGUGCUCCUGGACCACAGGGACCAUCUGGGGCUCCUGGACCUGUGGGACCUACUGGUGUAUCUGGACCUAAAGGAGCUCGUGGUGCUCAGGGAGCUCCUGGUGCCACUGGUUUCCCCGGUAGUGCUGGCAGAGUUGGAGCACCUGGGCCUAAUGGUAAUCCUGGUGCUGUUGGUCCUGCUGGCCCCGCUGGUAAAGAUGGACCAAAGGGUGCCCGUGGUGAUGCCGGCCUAACGGGAAGACAGGGAGACCCUGGACUUCGUGGACCUCCUGGUCCACAAGGAGAGAAAGGAGAAGCGGGAGAGGAUGGGCCACCUGGUUCUGAUGGUCCUGCAGGUCCUCAGGGUCUGGCUGGAUCUCGUGGUAUUGUUGGUUUGCCUGGUCAGCGUGGAGAAAGGGGUUUCCCUGGUCUCCCUGGACCUUCUGGUGAGCCUGGUAAACAGGGCGCUUCUGGUUCAGCUGGUGAUCGCGGACCUCCUGGGCCUGUCGGACCUCCUGGACUUACUGGACCUGCUGGAGAGACUGGCAGAGAGGGUACUCCUGGAUCAGAUGGACCUCCUGGUAGGGAUGGAGCUGUUGGUGUCAAGGGAGAACGUGGUAACACUGGUCCUGCUGGUGCCCCUGGAGCUCCUGGUCCCCCAGGUGCUCCUGGUCCUGUUGGACCGCUUGGCAAGCAGGGAGACAGAGGAGAGGCUGGUGCUCAAGGACCUGCAGGACCCCCCGGAUCUUCUGGUGCUAGAGGAAUAGCUGGACCCCAAGGACCACGUGGAGACAAGGGAGAGGCUGGUGAAGCUGGAGAAAGAGGGCAGAAAGGUCAUCGUGGCUUUACUGGGCUGCAGGGUCUUCCUGGACCUCCUGGUCCUGCUGGAGAUGCUGGAGCUGCUGGACCUGCAGGACCAAGUGGUGCUAAGGGACCAUCUGGACCAGUUGGACCUGCUGGUAAAGAUGGAUCUAAUGGACAGCCUGGUCCUAUUGGACCUCCUGGCCCUCGUGGACGCUCUGGAGAAUCUGGUCCUGCUGGUCCUCCUGGUAACCCUGGACCCCCUGGUCCUCCUGGUCCACCUGGUUCUGGUAUCGACAUGUCUGCUUUCGCUGGUCUAGGUCAGACUGAAAAAUCUCCUGAUCCCCUCAGGUACAUGAGGGCUGAUGAGGCCUCCAGCUCUCUGAGGCAGCACGAUGUUGAGGUUGACUCCACACUCAAGUCCCUCAACAGCCAGAUUGAAAACCUGCGAAGCCCUGAUGGCUCCCAGAAGAACCCAGGUCGCACAUGCAGAGACCUAAAACUGUGCCAUCCUGAGUGGAAAAGUGGCAACUACUGGGUUGACCCCAACCUUGGCAGCACAGCUGAUGCCAUCAAGGCAUUCUGUAACAUGGAGACUGGAGCCACUUGCGUCUACCCAAGCAUCACCACAGUACCUAGGAAGAACUGGUGGACCAGCAAUAGCAAGGACCGCAAGCACAUCUGGUUUGGAGAGACCAUGAAUGGAGGAUUUCAUUUCAGCUAUGCCGAGGAUGGUCCCGCUGCCAACGCUGCCAAUAUCCAGCUAAACUUUUUGAGACUAUUAUAUACUGAGGCAAGCCAGAACCUCACUUACCACUGCAAGAACAGCAUUGCUUACAUGGACCAGACCGCAGGGAACCUGAAGAAGGCUCUGUUGCUACAGGGCUCUAACGAUGUGGAAAUUCGUGCAGAGGGCAAUAGUCGCUUCACAUACAGUGUGUUGGAGGAUGGCUGCAAGACACAUACAGGCCGAUGGGGCAAGACUAUCAUUGAGUACAAAACACAGAAAACCUCUCGUCUGCCAAUCGUAGACAUUGCACCAAUGGACAUCGGAGGAGCAGACCAAGAGUUUGGAGUGGAUGUAGGCGUUGUCUGUUUCUUGUAAAGUGGAGUAUCACAACACCCCCCCCCCCCCAAAAAAAAAAAACAGGAAAUAAAUAAAACUCAACUAUGAAACAUUACACACACUUCAACAAUAAUGAAGACUGGAAAUUAUAAAAGAAAUUGUUCUCACAAACAAAGUGCUCUCCAAGUUGUACUACCUGGAUGUUAGCACUGAAGGGCACCGGCAAUACCUGUACACCACACCAGCAUCCUAUGUCAACCCCACUACCAGAGAUACAGUCAUGUUUCCCAUGGCCCACUGUUGACAGGAAUGAGUCAGAGCCAGGAGGAAGGAGGACCAAGCGAACAAGUUAUGGAAAACAGAAACAUGACUUGAUGUCACUUAUUUAUUGUAUAACCUGAAUGGUCAGAGUUGAGGAAGGACUGGACGGGUUUACUUUGUAAGUAAAACAAGCCCUCUUUCCACUACAUAACAGCUGCACAACAUCUGUCCCAGUCCUACUCCACCUCUCUCCCUGUUUCCCUCCUGACACAUAAAUACAGCAUUUUGAAUACAUGUAGACCUUAAAAAACUCAGUAAAUAAAAUUUAAUUCAGAUGCUCCGGGCCUGUCCAUCAUGAGCAGGAGUAAAAACUUUACUGUGUAUUAUAAUUAGUUGGUUCUAUUGUUGUAAAAGUCUGUGUUUAUAAACAACCAGAUGGCUUUUUUAUAUAUUUCCACAUUAGGUGUGUCUGUCUAUUUGCACACUAACACUUCAUUUGGGACAGAUGUUUCAGUGUCCUGUACUGUCUAUCUGUAGAGGCCCCAGAUCUAAUCUAAAAAAGAAAAUUGAGGGAAAUUUGUUUUGCUUUUUGCAUCCAGAUUGUUCAAAUCUACCUCACUAAAAUCAGUUAAAUCUGAGUUGAUUAAAAUAUUACAAGUGAAUCUGGGGCUAAAUGUCCAUCUUUGCUUUGGGUUGCUCUCUCUUCAGAAGGUGCUAUGAGUUCUGUAAUUCUCCCCCUGAAUGCCCCCCCAACCCUUCAACUGUAUUACCCACUAGCCUCACAAGACACACUCACAGUCCACCCUGGAGAAGGGGCGCAGUUGAGAUUAGACAGAGGAGACAAGGGCUACUCUGAGGCCUGCUCCUAAGUCCAGGACUUCAAAGCAAUUCUGAGGACAGUUCCUUAAGAAAAACAUGCAGGGUGGGUUGUAUGUGUGUGUGUGAGGGCGUGUAAAUGUUUUUAAGUAAUUUUAUUAUGACCAUGAUCAUUUUUGUUUUUUUGUUUCACUUGUAAUUGCUGUAAUUUCAAAAAUAAAAGGAAAACCGAAAAAUGAAAUUGAGUUUUGAAUAAAAACAGAAAUGCUG
Molecule: messenger RNA, 5907 nt
Organism: Betta splendens (Siamese fighting fish)
Lineage: Eukaryota; Metazoa; Chordata; Actinopteri; Anabantiformes; Osphronemidae
Gene: col2a1a
Product: collagen, type II, alpha 1a
Exons: 54
Coding region: 136-4599 (1487 amino acids)
Cellular component (GO): collagen type II trimer
Molecular function (GO): protein binding; extracellular matrix structural constituent
Source: RefSeq, a predicted model, not a curated record